Molecule: messenger RNA, 258 nt
Organism: Protopolystoma xenopodis
Lineage: Eukaryota; Metazoa; Platyhelminthes; Monogenea; Polystomatidea; Polystomatidae
Source: the annotation of a GenBank genome assembly
AUUUUGGCAUUCUGUGCAUUCGCUCCAAAUGACGCCAUUUUAUUGCCAUUUCGUGUUCUCGAGUCGUCUAAGCGCAAAUCUCUGUCGCGCCUCCACCAACGCACAGUCAGCUUUGUCGGCCUCGCCGGCUUUGCCAGCUUUUCCAGCCUUGCAAUUCAAACUCUGCUUCCCACAGUCUUGCCCAUGCAAAUCGGCUCAACUCUGGUCCCAAUAUCGAUCGGAGCUUGGGUCGCAUUUCGCCUAGCCCCUAUUCGUUGA